Coccidioides posadasii C735 delta SOWgp is the source of this 1251-nucleotide messenger RNA. NCBI's taxonomy places the organism in Eukaryota, Fungi, Ascomycota, Eurotiomycetes, Onygenales, Onygenaceae. The record is from RefSeq and is a predicted model, not a curated record.
AUGCGCGAGAAUGUUCGCUACGAUACUCUGCUCUCGGGGUUUACGGCGGUGCUCCUAAGAGGUAAUAGUUCCCCGCCCUUUCGUUCUGUCAACACGCUGUUAAUUUGUUAUGCUUUGAAUAGACCUACGAGCGGCGCCCCCAAACCGAACACACGUUUCUUAAAACAUAUUCUACGCGAGACUGAUACACAUAAUGCCAAUCUCAAGCGGAAGGAAGAGGAAGAAGCCAGAGAAAGAAUUAGGCAGCUUCGGAGACGGGAAGUGCUCUCCAAAGAAGAAUCUAGAAGAGAUAAUCGUGAACGCGGAAGGGAGUCAAAACGGCGGCGAGUUGAGUCACCCCAAGACAAGGAAGAGGACCGAAAAAGAAGACGCGCCCAUCACUCUAGGGACUAUAAAAAUGCAAGCGAUGAGAGAUCAUCGAGACCCGAGAAGGAUAAGUCAAGCAGGAGCAGGCAUCAUGACGGGGGGUCUGACACGGAAGACCGAAACCGUUCCCACAGACACCGAAAACACCGAGAAGACGAUAAAUAUGAACGCCAUAGCAAGCAUCGCAAACGCGGGAGAUCACAUGAACGCUCUCCAGACAGGCACAAAGUUGGAGACAAAGAACACCGACGCAGGAGAUCCUCCGAGCGCCAACGUCGUCACAGCGUCGAAGACACUCGCGGGGCACAUAAAAAGCAACGCAAUUACACGAAAUCCUCCGAUUCCCGCCUUAAUAAUGAUGUGGACCAAGACGAUACCCGGAGCGUCCAAUCCACUGACUCGGACCCAUUAAGCAACCUAAUCGGGCCCCUACCUCCAUCAGGGACGGAUGCUCGGACUCCUCCAGUUCUCCCGCGUGGACGUGGAGCUUACAGAGUCAACUCAAGCACUAUAGACUCACACUUCACCGAAGGAUACGAUCCAGCCCUAGACGUCCACUUGGACGACGACGACGACGAGUCGACAACAAAGAAAAGCACCCGUCGACCAGUCCCUGGCAUGGCCACGGAGGACGACGAUUGGGACAUGGCGCUCGAGGCUCUCCGAGACCGAACAGCAUGGAAGCGUGAUGGUGCAAAACGGUUACGCGAAGCAGGGUUCGAAAAUGCAAUCGUAGAGAAGUGGGAAAAUAACACGGCGUUUGCCGGUCUGGACGAUGGCUCCGUGCUAGAUGUUAAAUGGGCGAAGAAAGGCGAAAGUCGGGAAUGGGACCGCGGGAAAGUUGUGGAUGAAAGCGGGCAUGUUCAUGUCAAGCCAGUUUGGUAA